AUGUUUUUGGACAAUAAAAAUGUAUUAUUGUUAGCAACUGGGUCGUUUAACCCUCCAACCAAUAUGCAUUUGCGAAUGUUUGGUAAAGUUUAUUUAAAUUAUUUAUUUUUUUAAGCUACCAAUAAAUAUUUCGUUAUGUUAAUUAGAAAUCGCCCGAGAUCACUUAAAUCGUUUAGGGUACAAAAUUCAUGGAGGUUUGAUUUCGCCUACACAUGAUGCAUAUCAAAAAAAAGAUUUAGCACCAUCACUACAUCGGUGUGCAAUGAUUCAACAAGCUCUCGUUUCAUUGCCUUGGGUAAAGAUUUCUGAUUGGGAAGUGAAGCAAAAUGGCUGGACAAGAACGCGACAAGUACUACAAUAUCAUCAAGUUAAUAUUUAUUUACCAUUGCAUUUAUUUUACUGGUGGAUUAAACCAUUUACACCUACCUAAUUUAUAAUAUUUUAUAUAAAUAUUGCAGAAUCAGCUUAAUGUGAUAAUCUCUUCUAGACUAAAUGAUACUGAUGAAGUUGACAACUCAUCAUUACCAGUUCAGUUUAUUGAAAAUAAUGGCGUUAAUGAUACUAAUCAGAAUAGAUCAAUAAAUGUCAGGCUCUUAUGUGGUGCAGAUUUAUUAGAAUCUUUUGCUGUUCCAGGCUUAUGGAAUAAAGAUGAUGUAAGUAAUUUAUUAUGUAUAGAACCAUGAUAUUAAUUAAUUAAAUUUAUUUUAGAUUGAAUCCAUUGUGAGAGAUUAUGGUUUGGUCGUUAUUAGUCGUUCAGGAUUUAAUCCACAGAAAUUUAUUUAUGAAUCUGACAUUUUGACAAAAUAUAUGGUACUGUAUAUAUUUUUGUAAAAAAAAUACAUUUUUAUUUUAUAUAAUAGAUAUUUAUUAAAUUCUAGGCCAAUAUAGUUGUUGUGACUGAAUGGAUAUCAAAUGAAAUAAGCUCAACCAAAGUACGCCGAGCGUUAUGUCGCAAUGAAAGUGUAAAAUUUCUUAUAAGUGAUUCAGUUGAAUCUUAUAUAAAAGAACAUGGUCUGUAUGGAACUCUAAAUAAGUAAGCAACAUCAAAAUUAACUUAUGUGUUAAUAUUUGAGUACCUAUUAUAUUUGUUUAAUGUUUGUUGUUAUUUUAUUAUUUGCUACUAAUUGAUGUAAAAUCAGUAAGUAUACCGAUAAUGAUAAAUUGUAUGUAAACACAAAUUGUGUUUUCUUGUCGUCUUUUCCUAGUAAUACAAAUCUUAUAAAAUAUUGCCCAAAGGAUUACAAAAAAAUAAAUAUAGAUGAACCGGACAAUCUUCAGGGUAUCAAAAAAAGAACAAAUAAUAAAUCAAAGGUAAGAAGUAUAACAGAAACUAAAGAAAACUGUACUAGGGUUGCUAUUCAAGUAUCUGAAAAUGGUAUUAUUGAAGUUAUUAGUGACAAGGAAACAAUGGUUUGACCUUAAACUAUAUAUUUAAAAAUUAUCCUAUUUUGUGCCAAAUUUACUAUGUUUAUUUUAGUAGUUAUUGUAAUUCAAUUUUUAUCAAUUUAUUUUCAAACUGUUCUUCCAAAAUUGCCAAUGUGUUUUUAUAUUUAAAUUUUCAUGUUGAAAUUAAAUUCAUCUAAUACUGUAUUCUUAUACUUGAUAUUAAAUAUACUGAUUAAUUAAUUUUUUUUACCCUCAAGUCUGAUAAAUAUAAAUUAAUUGAUUUUACCUAAACACUCAAAUAUUAAUUAUUAUUAUGAAUUACUGUUUUGAAGAUAUUAUUUAGUGAACUGAUGAUUUUUAAUUGCUAUAAAAUGUUUCUAACUUCCUUGGUACCAAUUAAUAUUUAUUUAACUAAAAUUUUUCUAUAGGUAUAAUUUCUGUAUUAAAUAUUAAAUUUAUUUUUUAUUUUAAUAAUUUAAAUAACUAUUUUAACAAAAAAAAUCACUGAACAUAUUUUUAAGUGUAUUUAUUAAUUUUAUAUUAUAAUUAGUGUUUAUCUCUGAAUUGUAGCAUUAAAUUGCUAUAAAUAAUUUGUUUUCUCUUGUAUUAUAGUAAAAGAUCACCAUAAAAAAUAAUUAUUAUUUAUCACAGUAAUAAGUAUUAACUUCGAGUUCAUAGGUCAUUGGAUAUCAUUUGAUAUUCUGAAUGAUUAAUGAAUUCCAUAUUAAUUACUAAUUUCACUGAAGUUUCACCUUAAAUUAUUUUGCUUUACACAAAACAGCUUUACUUAAUUUAAGAAAUACAUAAGAUAUUUUUAAAUCAAAAAAUUUUUAUUAUAAAUGUCUAGAGGAGGAUGUUUGUUACAUGUGUCUAUUUGAAACUCUAAAAUACGCAUGUCCCACGAAGAUAUACCUAAUGUGAUAUCUCCUACGAUUAUAACAAUAAUCAAAUACUGUUUUUUUUUUUUUUUUUCAUGACUGAGGGAUAUGAAUUUAAGUAUUCAUAUUUCAAUUAAAUUUAUAUGCAUUAUAAAAAAAUUUAAAUUUAACUUUUAUUUUCAUUAACCUCGUGAUCUGUAAUAUUGUUUUGUUUGUUCAGAGAAAAAUAAGGUAUAAUUUAAUACAUAAUAGUGUUUUGAAAUUAUCUCAUCUCAUUUUUGAUACUUUUUGUUUAUCAAAACACUAUUAUUGUUAAUACAACAUUAUUUUUCUUUAAAUUAAAAAAAGUAUUAAAAGUUGUAAGUUAAAUGAAAAUAAAUAGUUGAAUCAUUAAACUCUUCACAUUUUCAAAAAUAUUUAAAUAAAGACUUUUUUUUUAACAAUUUUUACCAAAACUUAAAUUUAAUUGAAUUAUCAAUACCUAUAGUCCUUAUCCUUGCCUGUCACACUAAACAAAAAAAUAAAUAAAUAGAAUUUGAUUAUUUUUAUUAUCUCAGAAUUAAUAAGUAUAGAUAUUCUAUAUAUUAUUAUUUAUAUGGAACAUUAUAGUAUGAGGAUGCCAUUAUUUUUGAAUUUUUAAUUGAGGUUAUCAUUUAAAAAUAUAAAAUCUAUCAUUUUAUGAUGAAAUAAUAAUGAAUUUUUUUUUUUUUUUUUAUUGCAAAAAUAUAUUAUUUUAAGUACUUAAAAGAUACAAUUGGCUUUGAAAAUGUUUAAUCAUUGUGUUAAAUUCAUUAUCCUAGUACUUUAUAUAUUAUUUUAAUAGAGUUUUUUUUAGGUAUAGCAAUAGAUAAAUUAAUACCAGUUCUAAUAGUACAUUUUAAGACCUAUCAUUGUAGUAGUAAAUAAUGCAUUUCCUGUAGGUUUAAAUUACUUUUGUCAAUUAUAAAACCCAACAUUUUUUUAAAGCACAUGUUUUAUUAUAAUUUUUAGUGGAAUAGCAAACAUUUUUAAAUUGUGUCAAUUUCAUGUUUGUAUUCUAACAAAAUUUCUAACUAAUUUAGUGUUUUAUAACAAACUUGUUAUGUAAGCAAUGGUUUAUAAAUCGGUUUAUGUUCUAAUGAAGUUUUAUUUUUCAAUCAAUAAAUGUGCAAAACUCAUUGAAUUGAUCAAUGAAUUUUAAUAUUUUGUAAUCUGUAAUUAACCAGCUUGGUCAGUUGUGUGGUUCAUGAUAUUGAUAGGUUAACUUAUUGAAGGCUGUAUUCUAUGUUGGAAUAUAGUUGUAAUAUGAUAAUACUCUAUAGAUUGGACCAUAAUUGAAAUAUAUUUCAAUUGAGGAUAAACAUUUUACCGUUUAUGGUGUCAAACAUAAUAUAUUAUAUUAUGUAUAAUAUUAUUAUUAUUAAUAUUAUCGUAUAUUAUUACUAUAAUAUUGAGUAUACAGAAAAAAAAAAGAAAAAAAUUGGAAUCAUAAACAAUAAAUAGUAUAAAGCAUUAUUUCUUUAAAAUCAAAAUUACUCUCACUUUUUUUUAGCAUGAGUGUUUUAUACUUUUUUUUUUUUAUACACAGUUAUUGCGUUAUUGUGGAAUAAUUUAUUAUGUUAUCAUAGGUACUAUACAUAUUUAUUUUAUAAUUGACUAUCUUUAAACUACUUUUAUUAAAUUUUUCAUUUUAUCUAUCUGUAUAAGAAAACAACAGAUACCUACGUAUUCAAAAUAUGUUUUUAUUAUUUAAAUUUAUAGAUUUUUAUUAAUUUUCAUUACAGGUUUAUUUCAUACAACUACAUUAAUAUUAAAAUAGUAUAAAUAGUUUGUUAACAAUUGAUUGCCUAUUAUCAAAUAGAUUAUUCCUAUUUGAACCUAUAAUAGGUAGUCUAGAGCCCUGCAUGAACCUACAUUUUGAAGCCCAUAUCCACCCAAAAGUAAAUUUUAAAAAUUAGGCCAGACUGGUCAAUUCAGUGAAAUAUGUAGCCCGGUCCAGAAGAUGAUCAAUAUAUUAUCUACUUCUGCAGUCUUCAAUCUAAUAAUUGGUUUGCAACAAUUUUUAUGCUAUUUUGUGACUGGUCUUCCUCUUCAAUUCUUGGUAUUAAUUAUAUUUUUGGUCUUCUAUAAUCUGACUUAUUUAUUGUAAUUGUAGUUAUUCCAUCUACCAUCCCUUAAAAAAUUAGUCCUAGCCCCCCACCCGUGUCUGAGAAUAUGACCCUCCAUUAGUUUCAUCUUUUCUUUAUACUUUUUCACAAUGAUCUUUUCAAUAAAACCUUUUCUAAAACUUCUUUGUUAGUGAUCAUAACAGUCCAACUUAUCUUUUGGAUACUUCUGUGGCAUAAUAUCUUAAAAGCCUUUAUUAUUUUGUGGUAGUCCAUGUUUCACUUAAAAAAAUUAAAAAUCAAUAAAAUACAAACCUUCCAAACUUGAAUAAGUUACUGGUUUAAAUUAAUUUAUGAAAUGUAUACUUAUAAUCUGUAUUUUGGUAGUACAAUAACCUAAUGUUUUAAUCAAAGCUUAAUGUAUACAGAUAUGCUUGUCUGAAAACUGUCUUUGAAAUGAUCUUAUCUUUUUAUAAACUUUUAGGUAUCCUGCUGGUUAAUUUUUAUAUCCUUUGAUUUCUAAACAAAAUUUCAAUACAAUAGGUCCCUAAUUAACCGUAAAGUUGACUGGUGAAGUAGUUUAAAUUUAAAAUGUACAGUAUACCUGAUAUUUCUAAUAAACAAUCAAAUAGUCAUAGUUCAUUAAAAUGUAAUAGUUUUGCACUUAGCGAUUUAUUUUUUAUUUGUAAUGUAAAUUCGAGGCUUGCAUAAUAUUAAUUCAGCACACAUGCUUAAUAUUGUAAUCACAGAUUCACAGUAUUUUUGUAUUUUAUUACAACUUUAUUUUUUAAAGUUAAAAUUUAAAAGUUUAAUAGUUUUUAUUAGUUUUAAGCAUGUUGUACAAUUGUCUGUUUCAGGUGA
This is a messenger RNA of Cinara cedri, 5209 nucleotides long. NCBI's taxonomy places the organism in Eukaryota, Metazoa, Arthropoda, Insecta, Hemiptera, Aphididae. The record is from the annotation of a GenBank genome assembly.